AUGCGCUUGGCACUAUAUCUAUGGCUGCUAACAAUAGAAGUGCAUGCAGCCGGCGAGUUUAGGACGAGAACUGCACGCGUGGUGGGUGGCCAGCGCAUUGAUGUGGAGCAACAGCCUCACAUGGUGAAUAUACGUCGUCGUGGUGAGUUUCGUUGCGGUGGCUCGCUGGUGACUCCACGCUGUGUGCUCACCGCUGCCCACUGUCUGGUGAAUGGCGCCGCAGAGAAUCCCUCGGAUUAUGUAGUGCGUGGUGGAGUCACUUAUCUGCGGGAUAUGCGCAAUGCACGCGUUGUCAGCAAGAUUCUGCUGCCGGCCAAAUAUAAUCCUUUGACAUUGGACAAUGAUGUGGCCUUGCUGCAGCUGCAGAAUCCGCUGCAGGCGCCGGAAGUGGCGCCCAUAAGCCUAGCACGCGAGGCUCCUCGGCCCGGCAGCUAUGUGCGCGUCUCUGGCUGGGGCCUCACUCACGAGCAGAGCACUCAGUUGCCCAAUCAGCUGCGCAGUGUGCAGGUGCAGGUGCUCAGUCAGCAUGGCUGCCAGCGUCUGUAUGCGGGCUACAGAAACAUCACCCAGAGCAUGUACUGCGCCAGCGUGCCGGGCAUUAAAGAUGCUUGCGAUGCUGACUCCGGUGGACCGGCGGUCAAUGCUGCCGGCCAGUUAGUGGGCGUUGUGUCCUGGGGCAAGGCGAAUCUGUGUGCUCGUCCGGAAAGUCCCGGUGUGUACACCAGUGUGGCGCAUCUUUACGAGUGGAUAGCCAACAAUAUGGAUAAAUAUUGCUACUAA
This is a messenger RNA of Drosophila busckii, 780 nucleotides long. RefSeq names its product trypsin beta-like. Bases 1 to 780 code for a protein of 259 amino acids. Gene Ontology annotation, biological process: proteolysis. The transcript has a single exon. Gene Ontology annotation, molecular function: serine-type endopeptidase activity. Lineage: Eukaryota; Metazoa; Arthropoda; Insecta; Diptera; Drosophilidae. The record is from RefSeq and is a predicted model, not a curated record.